GUGAAUGCGGUGGUGUUUCUGGUUCGGAGAAAAAUUUCUGGUAUAGUAGAGGAUGAAUCGAAGAAUGUAGGGGAUGAUAUUUGCGAGAUUCUUCCUCGAAGGAGUAACAUUACACAUUUGAAGUCUGUUGCAAGGAAGAAGAGUAAAUCCCCUUCCUCUGUUGCAAGGAAGACAAGUAAAUCGCCUUCCACUGUUAAACAGGCGAAGGAUUCGUGUGCAUCUGGUAGUAAGGAUGCUGGAGAUGAUUCUCAUGAGACUAAACAUGUUGUGGCUCAUUUAAAAAUAUACCCCUCCAAGAGGUUUGGUAGUAAGGUUCAACAUUUUAAUGACAAGAGUGUCAUUACUGACUUGAAAUCUAAGUUGACUAAAAGUCAGAAAUCAUUGUUUAAGAAGACCCCAUUUGGGCACUUUUUAGAAGUAUGUGAUAUUCAUUUUCAAACUCAACUUGCCCAGCUUGUGUUAUUGAGAGAGGUAUCUCAUGAGAGGGAGGAAGAGGAAAUGUGGUUUAAGCUUGGUCGUAGAGUGUGUAGGUUUUCUAUUGAAGAGUUUGCUCUAGUUACGGGUCUUAGAUGUGAUGGUGAUUUUGAUUUAAGUCGUUUUCUAAAAAAGAAGGUUUUGUUUAAGAAAAAAAUAUUUGGCCGUUUUGUUGGUAAGGUGUCGAAGUCUGAAUUACGCAAUGCUUUUAUUAGUAAGGAUCUAGUUGAUGAUGAGGAUGUUGUCAAAUUGGGUAUAGUUCAUAUCCUAGUUAACUAUUUGUACGGCUAUACUAGUGAUAAGUUGGUUGAUGAUUUCUUUUUUGAGAUGGUUGAUCGAGAUUUUUCUGAAUUAGCAAAUAUUAGUUUUGGCAAGUUUGUAUGGGAUAGGAGUUUUCAAUAUUUGAAAACUGCUUUGAAGGGUGGGAAUAAAAUAUUUGAUGGACUGUUCGUUGAUGGGAAGGUUGGCCUUCACCCUUACAAACUUCUUGGGUUUCCCAUUGCUUUUCUUGUAUGGAUUUAUGAAAGUAUAGCUGAGUUGAGUCCUGAGUUUUGUCAACGGGUUGGGAAAAAAUUUCCCCGUUUGUUGAAUUGGAAGAGUACAGAUAAUGCGUUCUAUGCAAACUUGGUGGGAAAUGUUUUCAACAAUCAGAAGUUGACUAUCCUGAAUGUCUAUCCGUCUUCUGAGGAGAGAAAGAAACUGGCAGUAAAGAAGUUUAAGUUUGAGCCUCUAUACUUGCCGAAGGUGUGUGCUGAAGAUGGAGACAGUAGUCCGGGUACCCAGGUUGAUAGUGAAAAGUUGAGAUUGAUUUGUGAAUCAAUCUCAUCAAUAAAAGCAUGCCAAGAAACUAUUAUUAGUGACAUUGCAGUUAUGAGAUCUGAGUUCAUGGGGAAACUCAGUGAUUUAUCUGCAAUGAUUGCAAAAUUUGUUGCAAAAAAUUCUGAAAAAGUUGCAAAUUCAAGUGAUGAAAGUGCUGGUUUUAAUGAAGGGGAAAAGCCAGAUGAUUUUGAUAAUGUUUCCAGUCCUAUUUCUGAUGAUUCUAAGGUAACUUGUUUGUUUUUAUGCUUUAUUGUUUUUUUUAACCAUUUUUAGUUGUAACCAGUUUUUUUUUUUUUUUUUGGCUAGGAUUGUGGAAAUGAUUCAGCUGAAGAGUUUGAUGGUAGUAAGGUAACUAGUUUAUUUUUCUUAAUAGUAUGUUUUCUUUCUGUAGUUGUUUAGUGUAACCAGUUACUGUUGUAACCAGUUUCAUUAUUUCUUUUAGGGUGUUGAGAAGGAUUUAAAUGAAAAUUUUGAUGCUGUUUAUUCUGGGUUGGAGUUGUCAAAUGUUGUGGGUGGAGAUAAGGUUUUGUAAUUUAUUUUUGUUUUGUUUCUUGUAUUAUUUUAUUUAAAAUUGAAUUUGUUGUAAUUGAUUUUAUUUUUAUUCAUUAUAGGAUUUUACAAACAAGCCUGAGUUCAGUUCAGUUGGUUUAAGUUUUGAAGAAGUAUAUGUUGAUCCAGAGAUUUUGAGUGUUAUUGAUAGAACUGUUCAGUAUGCAGAAGGAGAAAAGAAAUUUACCGGGAGUAAGGAUGAUUGGAAGGUUGUGAUGGUUGGUGAUGAUGAUGAGGUUCCUGUUGCUAUUGAAAAGAGGGAGCCUAAACCUAGUACUCAUGUCAAGUCUCCUUUUGUUACUGAGUUUGGUUCUUCUGAUGUUAAAGAAACUGUGAAGAGGAAGGGAGUGGAAGUGGUGAUUGUUAGAGGAUUGGUUCCAUUUGAAAAUGAAAUAGGGCAGAAUGUUUCAAAGAAUAAUUGCCUGGAUUAUAUUUCUUGGAUUGAGGAUAAAAUGAAUUUUAAGAAUAAGUAUGUUUUUUUAUAUUUUCUUUAAUAUUAUUAUUCUUGAUAUUUAAUUGUUUGUUAAUAUAUAUAUAUAUAUUUUUUGUUUUGAAGGAAGAAGAAAUUUUCUGAUGUCAAUAACAUUAUCAAUCCCCCAAUGGAUUAUUCAUUUGUUAAAAUUUCUGAGAAAAUGUGGUUUUACAAGCUUCAAACUUGUGGGGAGGAGCUUAUGGACACUCAUAUAAAUGUAUGUUUUUAUUACCUGAGGAAGAAGAUUAAGCUGGUUGAUGGUUUGAACAAGAGGGUUACAACUACAGACUCUUGGUUUGAUGCAACUAUCAAGGGUUUGUAUGAUAACUUUGUGGCAGCCAAAUGUGAUUCAAGCAUCAUUCGUUUUGAUAAUCUAAUUUCAGAUUACAUUAUUGGUGAAUAUUUGUUUUGUAACACUCCUUGGGUGGAUGUGGAUCAUGUUCUUUUUCCUGUGCAUGUGAAGGUUCAGUUGCAUUGGGUUUUUAUUCACUUUUCCAUUAAGAGUAGGAUGUUAACUGUCUACAAUUCUUUGACGGGGAAGAAGAAUGAGAGUAUUGCUUUGCCAUAUGUGAAGGCUUACUCUGUUGUUUUACCAUAUUUUCUAGAUUUUCUUGAUUUUUAUUGUUCUAGGAAAGAUUUGGACUUGAAUGUUGGUCCAUAUUCUGUUGG
Molecule: messenger RNA, 2983 nt
Organism: Humulus lupulus (European hop)
Lineage: Eukaryota; Viridiplantae; Streptophyta; Magnoliopsida; Rosales; Cannabaceae
Exons: 5
Coding region: 499-1566 (355 amino acids)
Source: RefSeq, a predicted model, not a curated record